Messenger RNA from Patiria miniata (bat star), 4230 nucleotides. RefSeq lists its product as uncharacterized. The coding region runs from base 53 to 2206 and encodes 717 amino acids. The transcript has 10 exons. The record is from RefSeq and is a predicted model, not a curated record. NCBI's taxonomy places the organism in Eukaryota, Metazoa, Echinodermata, Asteroidea, Valvatida, Asterinidae.
UGUGUAGAUGUUAUUGUAAUUAUGACUUAGUGUUACAUUUGGGUGGCUAAAUAUGCGGAACAUUCUUCUCAUAGAUUUACCGGGAUGUCUGCACAUCGACUGCCUUGCUGGUAUCCUGGUUAGAUUUGACGAAAAUGUUGGGAUAACAGCUCACCAUCAAAGCCAAGACCACAGCUAUGCACACGCAUCUGGCCUUGAAGAGGAUGUGCAAAUUCCUCCCAAUCUCAAUGAUGUGUGGCCUGUGUGUGGAAAUCCACGUGCUGCGGUCAUUGUUACGGAUCAAUCAUUUGCCGUCAUUGACAUCGUGGGCAAUGGGUUGAAGUGUUUGACAUGCAGGAGGGGCGAUUGUCAGCACAUCAGUAAGAUCAAGGAUAUUCUUGAGCAAGUGACAGAUUUGCCGGUCUUCUUAUUGGAGAUGUCUGCUCUUUUGGAGUCAACUUCUCUUAAAAGGAAAGCAGGAGCAGGAUCAGUGGCUUCCUGGAAGCGCAUUCCCUUUCAGCUUGAGAGCAUUCAUCUACAAGACAUGGUUGCCAAACCUGUUAUGCAACGGGGUUGUACAGUCAAUGGCAAUCUUCACCUGAUUCCCACACCAGGUGGUAUGUGCGCAUGCUGUCACGCAUCAUGGAGUAAUGACAUCUACCUGAAGGGUGAAUAUCCUGUUUUCACUCUACAGUCAAUUCAUCGAGCAUCAGUUUUCUUCAGGAAGUGCAGCAAUGAGAUGUGUGACUCUGAACUUCAAUAUGAUGGCUUGUCUGACUGCCUAUUCAACAUGACAACCUACUUGAUUGACCACUCCGUCCUGAGACAGUACAUGUACCAGUUUCUGUAUGGAAGAUCACCCAUGUUUGGAUUUUACAGUGUUUGGGUGCAAAUGCAGAAUGAUGCUGGACAUAGCUCUUUUGCAUCACAACUGCACUACAACAAGUUUGUAUGGGCAUGGUAUGGGUUCCUGCGUCUGCUGGACAUCGAUUACCACGAGCAGUUUAUCUGCAGGGAACAAACGUGUGGCGCACAGCCAGAUAUAAUCAUCUGUGAUGCUACCCACCUUUCCCUUCGCAAGGACCUAUCGCUGUGGAAGGACAAUGUGCCGAAGGCUACCAAAGAAGCAAAACAGUCGUCAAGCAGUGUUUACAGAAAAAGCAUCUUUCUGGUUGACACCCAAACAAGGAAGUUGUUAAAGAAGUUUGCCCGAUCGUCAGAGGCACAUCCGUUUCCUCCCAAUGACUUCCUGAUGCUUAUUGAUGGAUGCAAGGAACAUCAAGGCAGCCUACUCCCUUUUCUGAAUGAGCUGGGUUCAACUGGACAUGCAACAGCCCCACCUGCAACUUACAAACCGUUAUUGCAAGCUUUGUCUGCAACUUCUCCAGUUUGUGGACUGCUCCAUCCAGAGGCAGAGUUAUUAGAACUGUUGGAGAAGAUGGCUCAUGGAUUUUCCCCAAGAAAAGACUUAAAUGCUAUGGCUAUUCUCACAAACAAGUGUCCUAUAAUAGCUGACCUCAUUGCAUCGGAGCAAGUUCUUCCUGAAGUACUCUUUCCUGUCCUUUGUGAGCUGCUUCGUCUGGCAGUAGCCCCAUUUGAGCAGUCAACUUCUUCACAAUCUCCUGCUGCUGUUCAGGCUGAGAGAAGCACAGACCACCCACCACCAGACGACUUCGAUGGCAUGUGUUUUUGGCCCCAUUUCCCCCAACAACGGUUAAGGCCAAAAUAUGCAAUGGAUGGCUUGAAGACCACCAGGACCAGUUGCAGGAAGGAUUCCAAAAAUUACGGGAGAAUGACACCUGGAGUAUUUGCUGCUUUCUGUCCCCAUGGAAUCUGUUAUGGUUUCGAAAUUAUGAACCAGUUUGAAUCACCGAAUGUGCCCUUCACUUUGCUCCUCACACGAUUUGAGACACCUCCAAAGAUGAUUGUGUAUGACAACGCCUGUCAUCUUCAUGCCUACUGCCUAAAUCGGGAGCCUGGCAUGUUUAAGAAGACCAAGUUUCUUAUCGACAGACUACACUGGCCCAAUCAUACUGCCUGUUCCGUUGGGUACAAACUAGAUGGGUACUCAAAAUACAAGGCGAUAAACAGCCAAGUUGCCGAACAGAUGAACUCGUCACUCCAGCGCAUCAAGGUUCAGCUGUCAUAUAUGGCUCAAGACAAUUUUUUGUGGCACUGCAGAUUUUUUUUGUGGGGGAAGAACAUGAAAAAACAAAGCGUUCAUUAGAAUAUGAGAAGCAUAUCUGCACUUAAGUGUAUACAUGUUACUUGGUGGUUUUAGAAUCCAAGGGUGGUCAUAAAACCUAUAGGAGAAUGUUUAUUAUAUUGCUGUUUGUUUGUUGUGUUCUAUUGUAUUUUUAUUAGGUGUAAAUAGUCGAAUGGCUUAGACCCCAUUUUUUACAAGAUCGUGAACGACUGGUCCAAAGCACCAACGUGGCAGAUAGAUUGUUAUAGCCCUAGAGAAGAUAUUUUUAAGAAGUGGCACCUGAACAUCUUUUGGGAAGGGUGCCUGAUGUUCAUAAAUCAUCAACACUUGCCAUGUAAUAUGUUUUUUUUUGCCAUGUUUGGGCAUAUUUGUAUUUUUUUUUUUUACUUUUUAAAAAGUAUAUUUUGGUGAUCGUCCUUACACACCCUACUUCAAUUACAUGUAAUGAAGCCCACAAGUGACUGAAUGAUAAUGUAAACAUGGUAAAGAUCUGAAAUGACUUCCAUUAUACUAGUUGGCUGCAUUUACCUCAGUUGUCUCCAGAGAUCAUCAAUUAGUCUUGCCAAAUCUCAGUGUUUAUGAGCUUCAAAUUCACCAAGUCGCUUACUGGCACAGUUACCCUAUUAAGACUUUAUGGGAAAUCAUGUAAACAAUGCUAAUAUUGUUAUAUAUAGCCCAAAAAGCAGAAACAGGGAAAAAAACUAUGUGUCCGUAAAUUAGGCAAAAAGGUAGGUGAAGGGUUGCUUAACAAGGGAAACCUGAACAAGUUCAAGGAAAUUCCCUAAAUUAUUGGUAAGAAAACGUUUUGACGUAGACCUAAUUAUUAAAAACAACAAUAAUGUCUUAUAUUGCGGAUUUCCUAGAACUUGUUCAGGUCUCCCACGUCAGGCAACCCUUCGCCUAAUUUUAGCACUAUUUACGGACACCUGAUUUUUCCCCCUUUCUUGUAGCUAAGUAUCAUGAUACUGUCCUCAAUCAUAUGAUUUAUUUUUGUGAGGGUAACAGUGCCAGUAAAUGACUUUGUGAAUUUGAAGCUUGUAAAUUCAAACUUUUGGCGAGACUUGUUGACGAUAUCCAAGGAAAAAGUGAAUGGGCACAACUUUAGGGUAUAAUAUUAGCCAUUUGGGAUCUUUAUUAUGUCCUCGUAUCAUCCAGUCUGUAGUAUGAUGCAGAAAACGUUAUUUAAGUAAGGAUAUGUACCAGUAAGUGGAAUCCCCAAAACAUACUUUUCACUAUAUGUGUAUUUAUAUACCCAAACAUUGCCAAAUAUGGGAAUAUAUUACACUGCAGGUACUAACCAUUAGCGAUUUAUGCAAUUUAAGCACCAUUCCCAAAAGAAUUUCAGGUGUCACCCCUUCUAAAUAUCUUAUGUUGGGGCUAUAAGAAUAGCCAACUUUAGUGGUUUGAACCAGUUGACACGAUUUCGACCUUAUGCCACCCAACUAAAACGUGUUACACUCGUAACCCUUUGAAAUAUCGAAUUGCACACUCACAAUGUAUACAUUCUCCCUUCAAAAAAAAAAAAAUGAUGCACACUCGGGUCCUCCCUAUGCUUAACCCUAGUCAUGUCGUUGGUUGCGCAAAACUUCUUUUUUUUUAGCAUUUGAUGUUUGGGGGACGCCAAAUCAAAUUGCUUGGUGUGAUGCAUUUUGUUUGCGUGGUUUUCUUUAUUUUUUGUUUGUGUCAGACCUCUGUAUCAUGCCAUUUAUGGAAAGUGAAAAAAAGGAAAAUCAAAAAUCUGACGGUCAGUCUGGGGUGGGGGCUGGCAGUUGCCCCUCUGCUUGAUACAGUUGCUGUUGUUCUUGGGUUUGGCAUCUAAUCCUUUCAUUCCUUGAAGAACAUAUUUUGAGUAUGACAGGAUAAUUUUUCUUGAUAUUAGUUGUAAGUUUUACCAGACCUUUUUUGAACAAUAUGCACUGUUAAUGUCUGAUACAAUAUUUGAACAGCAUGGACUGUUAUUGUCUUGUUGUCCAUAAAGUAUUAUUCUCUUCCAGCACACACAUUUAGAUCAUUGUGAUGUGAUUUGUGAACAUGUAAUGAGGUUU